AUGGCGCCGCCGCCUCACUCACCCGCUCCGGUUCCCCCUCCAGUACCUGUCGAGACACACCCGAACAGAGCUGGUGGGCUGAAGCCUCCUCCGCAGCAGCGAGUUCCUCCAGAUCCCACACGCCUUGCUCCUGAACAUGCAUACUAUGCCAAUUCUCCUCCGCGGGUAUGGUCAGAGACUGAUAACCAGUCCGUACACCUACGACCCAUCGACAAUGUCGUCUCCACACCUGCUGCGGUUGCCGCCCUGAGGCCACCUCCUGCAGUGCCCGGUACCGAGCCGAAGAAAAGCGAGGCGCGCAAGGCCAGAGGAUCCGGUCGGCGAAAAAAGCGUAAGGGGCAAUGGAAAAAGCUCCUAUGGGUUCGGCAGUCGUUGCAGGGGAGAGUAAGUCCGGUAUCUGUUGUUGGCUGGGGCAGUAUCGGCACGGUCUUAGGAUGGAUACUCUGGGAUUUUUGGGUCUGGAAAGAACAGGAAGAGGCCAUGAAGGCUGCCCAUGCCGCAGAGGGAGCAAAUGAAGUCGAUGACGGCUCCAGCUCAAGCUCGACGACGAGCUCCUCCAAUCCAACCGCCGCUGGCUCACAGCAGAACGGCAACGGGGGAAACGUUCAUGGUCUCGGUUUAAACCUGUCUCGUACGAACUCUGAUGGUCAAAUGCGACGUCAGAACACUGGUCUUAGCGGCGUGUCCGCCACUUCGACACAGUCUGGAAACCCUGCAACUCCAGUUGCUAACUCUGGCACGAACCCGUAUCAUCCAUCGAACGAGAACAAAAAGCCUCUACUGUCGUCACGCAAUCGCCAACGACUUGCAACGAUCAAAUCUGCGCUCUUGAUAUAUUGCGCAUUACUUGGUCUCAGCCCUAUCUUGAAGUCUCUGACAAAAUCCACCGCCAGUGACUCUAUUUGGGCAAUGAGUUGCUGGCUGAUGAUCAUUAAUAUCUUUUCCUUUGACUAUGGCACCGGGGAAGGCGCCGGUGCCACGAAGUUUCCUGCAUCACUAUCUACCAAUGCCGCGUUGAUGGCUUCGACGGUGCUGGCAUCUCGUCUUCCGUCAACGACGCACGUGUUUAGUCUCACCCUUUUCUCGAUCGAGGUAUUUGGUCUGUUCCCGUUUUUCGGCGUCACCUGCGCCGUGUUUCCUGGACAGGCCACCUUCUCCUCACCUUUGCCUUGGUUUUAG
Rasamsonia emersonii CBS 393.64 is the source of this 1179-nucleotide messenger RNA. RefSeq names its product Phosphatidylinositol:UDP-GlcNAc transferase PIG-C. The transcript is spliced from 2 exons. Gene Ontology annotation, biological process: GPI anchor biosynthetic process. The record is from RefSeq and is a predicted model, not a curated record. Lineage: Eukaryota; Fungi; Ascomycota; Eurotiomycetes; Eurotiales; Trichocomaceae. Bases 1 to 1179 code for a protein of 392 amino acids. Gene Ontology annotation, cellular component: membrane; glycosylphosphatidylinositol-N-acetylglucosaminyltransferase (GPI-GnT) complex.